This is a messenger RNA of Linum trigynum, 3365 nucleotides long. Lineage: Eukaryota; Viridiplantae; Streptophyta; Magnoliopsida; Malpighiales; Linaceae. The record is from the annotation of a GenBank genome assembly.
UACAAGCAGUACAAACUGCAACGACAAAACAUACAAACAGAUUUACAAACAUUACAAACGUAUGAACUGUACAAACAAUACAAACUAGACCAACAAACAAUACAAUCCAUACAAUAAGAAAAAAAAAACUUGGUUAAGUUUAGAUGCUUCAUCCCUAUAUAGAGGGCUCUGUUCCAAAGUCAACCCGGUUGUUUUUUUAGACAUAGAAACAUGGUGGGCAAAAAUGACAAACUAGACCAACAAACCUUACAAACUGGAAAAACACCCGGGUUGACUUUGGAGGCUCGAUCCCUAUAUAGAAGAGUUCCAUCCAAAAGUCAACUAGGUUAUUUUUUAGACAUAAAAAACAUUACAAACAUGGUUGACAAAAAUGAUAAACAUGGUGCACAAAAAUAACAAACUUACAAACAUUACAAAAGAAACCGACAAACAUUACAAAAUAACAAAGCGUACAAACAUUAGAAAAUAAACCGGCAAACCGUACAAAGCAUACUAACCGUACAAAAUGUCACUAAAAAAUGACAAAUAAGAAUGAUAAACAAUACAAACCGAAUCGAUACAAACAUUACAAACCCGACUUACAAACAUUACAAAAUAUGUAGACCUGGCAAUCGGGUCUGGUUGGAUAAUUUCGGCUUGGGGAUUUCGGUUACGAGUCGGGUCAUGUUUGGUUGGCUAUUUUCGAGUCAAAUAUUGACCCAACCCAUUCGGUUUCGGGUAGGGUUAUAGGUCAUUUCGGGUUAUGAGCGUUCUCAGAAACAAUAUCAAACAUGCUUCAUAUUUUCUUAAAGAACACAAAUUUUCACAUAUGCAUGACAAUAGUUUACCUAACACAUGUCAAUUAACGUAUUCUCAAAUCCUCCCGCGCUAAUGAAAUGAAAUACAAAUUGCAAAUCGUCAAAAAACAAUCACAAGAGUAAUACUACUACAAGAAACACAUGAUAUUUGAUUAUCCUUAAACCCCAAACAUGUCAUUCAAAUCCUUGUGAUUUUUUUUAAACAUCUCGCCAAUUUAUGAGUGAUUUUAUCAUUUGAGAGUGAUAUGUAAAUGAAACGGGUCUAACGGGUCGACCCGCUAACCCAUCCAACCCGACCCAAAAAAUCACGGGUUAUUGGGUUCGGGUCAUUCGGAUCUCAGGUUACAAAAAUUGAUAGUUUUCGGGCGGUUUCGGGUCGGGUCAACGGGUCGGGUUGUAAUUUGCCAGAUCUAAAAAUAUGUCAACAAACAUCACAAAUCCAACACUGCCGCUGGAAGAUCCUUCUCCGGCGUCAUUGGUCGCCGGUAAAUAUCUUCCGGUCAUUAAUAUCUCUCUCUAGGUAGGGGAUGGGGAAUUGGGGGAUGGAAAUCGUACGACCGCAAAAACCAAAUGGGGAAAUAGGGGGAUGAAAAUUCCAUCGGCCACCGGCGUAAUAGGACGAUCACGACCGCCGGAAUAAAAAUGGGAAAAAUCCUGUCGGAAACCCAACAGCCGCCGGAGGUGACGAUCACCGAAAAUCCUAUGGGGAAAACGAUCGAGCGGAUGUUUUUUAUAAGUAUUUAAUAAUUAACCAUUAAAUAAAUCUAAAAUUACUACAUUAUUUUUUAUUAAACGAGAUUAAUUACAACCAUUAAAUUUUAAUGAAGUUUAAUGACUGAGAUUGACUUAGUUAUAGAGCCCUUACCCGAACUGGGUUUGAUACUUGAUUCUCAAACUGAUGUACGUUGGAGGCUUGGAGAAGAAUAGGCUGCCCCUGCCACCGCCGGAGCUUGCUUCCCUCUCGCCUUCCCUGCUUAGAGCUGCUGCAAGAAUGAACAGAUUGGUGGUGAGGAGGACUCUUUACUCAAAUCACCAUCCACUGAAGUGUUCAUGGAAAAGAGGCUUCUGUAGCGGCGGCGAAGCUGCUGCUGCAGCAGCGUCAAGCGCUUCCUCCGGCCAGCUUAACCUUGAGGAUAGGACUUUCGCUGGAGAUGAUCAACCUUACGACCUUGCUAUUGUUGGAGGAGGCAUGGUCGGGAUGGCUCUAGCUUGUUCCUUGGCAACAAAGCCCCUGACGAAGCACCUAAAAGUUGCCAUUAUUGAUAGCAAUCCUACUUUGGCUAAUAAGCUUUCUAUCAAGAGGGAGGAUCCACCUGAUCCAAGGGUCAGUACGGUGACACCGGCGACCAUUUCUUAUUUCCAAGAUGCUGGUGCUUGGCAAUACGUUCAACAGCAUCGACAUGCAUUUUUUGAUAAGAUGCAGGUCUGGGAUUACACUGGCUUAGGAUAUACAACCUACGAUGCCAGAGAUGUAAACAAAGAUGUUUUAGGGUGUGUGGUAGAGAAUCGAGUGCUUCAUAGCUCUUUGUUAUCGCGUAUCGAGGAUACAGACGUCCAAAAGACAAUCUACCCUUCUAGGUUGGCUUCAAUGAUUCGAUAUCCAAGUUCUUCAGUGAAGGCAGAUGACAACACUUGGGAAGCAUCAUACAUGAAAGCGGGAUUAGUAAAGCUAGAAAUGAGUGAUGGCAGCAGCCUGUGCACGAAGUUGGUGGUUGGAGCUGAUGGGGCCAAGUCGCAAGUCAGGAACCUAGCAGGAUUUAAAACAACUGGGUGGAACUAUUCACAGAAUGCCAUAAUCUGUACUGUUGAACAUUCUGUUGCAAAUCACACUGCUUGGCAAAGGUUUUUACCAGAUGGUCCAAUUGCUCUCUUGCCGAUAGGGGAUAAUUUUAGCAAUAUUGUCUGGACCAUGAGCCCGAAGCAGGCAUCAGACUUGACGGUGAUGAAUGAGGAUGAGUUUGUGAAAGCUGUAAAUCAAGCUAUGGAUAAUGGAUACGGCCCUCAUCCCAAGUCCAACUUCUCUAACGGCAGCAACAAGUUUUCAUUCCUUGGAGGAAACUUGACAAUGUCGACCAAUGAAUCUUUUGAGGUUCCACCAAAGGUUGUGAAGUUGGCUUCCAAGAGAGCUGCAUUUCCCCUGUCCUUGAUGCAUGCUAAUGACUACGUGGCAAAACGCAUUGUUCUCAUUGGUGACGCAGCACAUGCUGUUCAUCCUUUAGCUGGCCAAGGAGUUAAUUUGGGUUUUGGAGAUGCAUUUACCCUGUCCAGAAUCAUUGGUGAGGGAGUUGCAGUAGGAACGGACAUUGGGGAGGUCUCACUGUUGAGAAAGUAUGAAGCAGAAAGGAAACCAGCAAACAUUGCAAUGAUGGCUGUGCUGGACGGGUUUCAGAAGAUAUACUCUGUUGAUUUCGGGCCUCUUAAUGUGUUGCGUGCUGCUGCCUUUCAUGCCGCAAACUAUAUUUCACCACUGAAGAGGGGCAUCAUCUCAUAUGCCUCUGGAGAGCAGAGAUUACCAAUAUUCCCGUGAGUUCUGGAAACAAUCUGAAUGAGUAAAUCAUAACGUGUUUG